This is a messenger RNA of Delphinapterus leucas (beluga whale), 6533 nucleotides long. Lineage: Eukaryota; Metazoa; Chordata; Mammalia; Artiodactyla; Monodontidae. The record is from RefSeq and is a predicted model, not a curated record.
GCUGAUUUCCCGGGAGCCUUGCCCGAACUCUGGAAAGGAGGCCAAGGGAGCAUGUUGGGCCUUUAGGGUCUCCAGUGGUAGAGGUCCCUGAGGCCCCGGGACUGCUCUUUGCAGGGACGUGUCUAGCUCUGGGGGACCAACCCUCCAGCUCCCACAGGCUCUCUCAGGGGGCUGUGGAGGAGGCCUGUGGCCAGACCAGUCAUUUACUGGGACACCCUUGUCAGUGUUUCUGGAGGCCCUAGGCCCCAGGCUCCUGACAGCAUUCCCAUGGCAGGGGUGGGGGGGAACGUGUCCCUGCCACAGGACUAUGACACCUCUCACAGGCAGACUCCGGCUGGAGGGGUGCAGGAAUCAUCCCAGUGCAGCCCCCAGCCAUCGUUUAAAAGCCCCCCAGAGAAAAGGGCACAGUCUCUAGCUCAGUUUUCGAUUGCUAGACUGGUUGUGUCCAUUGCUUGGGACAGAAGUUUGUGCCAGAAGAAUCCUUCACGGCCAGCCAGAGAGAGCAGGGGACUGGUCCAGGGUCACCCAGAGGCGGCCGAGCUGAGCUCGGGACCGAGGGCACUCCUUUGGGUUCUGUGCUGCUGGCCUGUGUGGUGUGCUGGGGGGCCCUGCCUGGUGGGGUCAGCCAGCAGUGUGGGAGGUCGGGCUUGCCUCAUCAUCUCCUUGGUGGCCUCUCUCUGGGAUUCAGGAGCUGUGACGGGGGUUAGGAGCUGGGUUGGGAGGGAAGGGAGGCCUCAGAGGGCUGGACCCAGGGGCAGAACCGCGCCGUGGAUCAGGCCCACUGUCGGUGUUUGUGCAGUCCUGUGCCCCGUGGGGCUGGGGGCUGGGGGCUGGGAGGUCGAGGAGAGAUUGUGCUUGGAGGGAGGGCAGUUAGGGCCUCGCUAAGAGGGAGAUUGCUGGAUUUAAAUAAACCCUGAGACGUGCCAAGCAAAUGAGGAGAAAUUGGUUUGAGGUGGGGAGGCCGUGGUAAGCUCUCCAGUCCCCUUCCCCAGUGCCCCACUGCCCACAUGGGCUCCCACCCGAGGCCCGCUGAUGUGUGGGCUGCAGCUUGCACUGUCCGGGGCACUUAAGGAUUCGCCCUCUUAUUUGUCGGGGCCACUGCCCUCAUCGUCAUUUAACAGGUGCAGAAGCAGAGGCACCGAGGGGCAGGCGGGCCCCAGCCUUGUGCUGUGGGGACAGGCACCCACUCCUCAGCCCCCUUUCACAGCAUCAGGUCAGCCAGGCCCUGAAAGUGGCUCCAGGAAGGUGGAUGGGCACCUCUGCUCUCUUCUUCUCCCCGACCGCCGGGUGCAGGUCAGCUUAGCACAUGCAACUCACCACCCAUUCCUGAGCACCUGUGGCGAGUCAGAGCCUGUACUGGGUGCCCUAGAUGGAUGGGCCCAGCCCUGCCCCCCUGGCCCUCCCAGGACUCACACCGUCCGCCGUGGAAAUUGCUUUUUCUAAUAAGGCUGUUUGAUGGAGGCACGGACAAUGCGCUGGGAGGGCUCAGAUGAAAGCAGGGGUGGGGAGGGCCUUUGAGCUGGGCCUUCAGAGGGGCUGGGGUUUCAUUUGAGGACAUUGUGAGCAAAGACCCAGAAGUGGGAAGUGGGGGCCAGGUGUCCGGCAGGUCGUCAGAUGGGCUGCGCGGCCCAGACCCCUGGCUGUAGCUCUGGUCUGGCUCUAGGCAAGCAAAGGAUAGUGUGUUUGAGUGAAGUCUGGGUCAGACCUUCCUGCACUGAAGCUUUGGCCGGGGCAAGGCUUUACUGUAACCGCCAAGAAGGGGAUUCGUCAUCUGUACGAACUGAGUGGACAUCUAGCACCCAGCGAUUCUGACUUCAUCGGGCUGGGGCUGAGCCCAGGACGUCGGUAAUUGGUAAAGCUCUCCGGAGUGAUUCUGGCGCGCCGCUGGUGUUGAGAACCGCUGCUCUGUUCUGGUCUCCGUGCUACAGUGCUGAGCUGAGGCCCAGAGCAGGGCAGGGUCUUGCAGAACAGAGCAGAUCAUGCAGUCAGUGGCAGAACAUCUCUGAACGUCUAGGCCGGCGUUCUUUCUGCUUGUACACAAGGGACCAGGCACAGCAUGGCUUCCUGGGCCUUGUGUGGGGUGGGUUCCGCUACUGCUAUCUUGCUGGCCUGGGAUCGAUCCUGUUCCUGCUCCGAGACCCAUUCUGAUCCAAGGUGGCGCCAGGGUUGUCACAGAUGGUGGGCCCUCAUCUCAUUAGAGAUUCAGGGAGUAGGUUGGGUUUGGGUGUGCGCUUUGUUGCCAGGGAGAUGGCCUUCUGGUGGUAGUUGGGUGAGGGGAGAGCCAGUUCAUCCUGGGAACCCUCCUUCCCCCUUCAGGUAUGGCUUCCAUCGGUACAGCUCCUCCUAAUUUUCAGACGCUUUCACUAGCACUGUCACCGCGCAGGCUCUUGGGGAUGAUCGAAUGGAGCUGGUUAACCUCCUCAAACCCGAAGCGGUAGGCCAGGAGGAGAACGGGCACCCGCGUGAUGAGCGCGGGUGCUCUGCCUUCAUGAAAUCAGUGGCCAACAGCCACAGGCUCUUCUGUCCCCGGGAGGCAUUUGGCAGCGCCUUGAGACAUUUUUGGUUGUCACGCCUCUGCAGGUAGAUGCUUCUGGUUUCUGUCGAGCAGAAGCCAAGGAUGCCGAUGAAGAUCCUGCAUUGUCCAGGAUGCCCCCUCCCCCACCAACAAAGCAUUUCCUGAUCCCACAUGGUGAGAUUAGGAAGCCCUGAAUGAACUCUUCCUGGCAGGUCUUGGAGGUGGUACUGGGGGAAAUGGGGUUUGCACAGGAGACUCAGCCUCUCAUCCAAAGUCUGUCUGAGUGCAAGGCCCAGGCCCCAGCCCCGGGCCCUGCCACUGUCUUGGCCAGGUGACAAAGUCUCGGACUCCUACUCCUGCCUCCUGGGCUGUGAUAUUCUUGGGGGGAGGUGAAGGCUGAAGGAUCUCUGUGCCCUUGUGUCUUGCUGUGGCUUCGGCACCUGCCAGAGGAGUGAACCAGGUUCCCUCCAUAUCCUAGGUUCUUCUCUUGGAUGGAUCUUUGGGACCUUGGGCAUGAGUUAAAGAGUGGACAGAACCACACUGUGGAGAUACGGAGCUGCAGAGCCAGAGUAGGUGCCAGGCCAGAGGGGUCAGGGCUGCGCUGUGCCCAUGCCCGGGGCCCCUGGCUGCUCUGUGCAGAUGGAAGCCGAGGUCAUUCCUGGUCUCCAUCAAAGUGGAACCUGUCUCCCGAUGGGUGCUCAUGGGGUCCUCACAUUCUACCCAUGAGCUGCUAAAAAGCACAGCAGCCCGCCCCCAAAGGAGCUGCUGCCAGCCAGCACUCCAGUGGGAGGGGAGCCUGUACACACCCAGAGGUGGGGACUGGGGAGACUGGGAAGGGGAAGAGCCGCAGGACAGAACAGGCUUUCUGUGGCCACGCCCUAAUCAUGGGCAUCACCAGCGAGGCCACACCCCAUGGAAGCCCACUGUAAAUAGUGUCACUGUGUAAAGGUCUUCCUCCAAGCCACCGGGGUCUAUGGCCCUAGGUAAAGAUCGCUUUGUAGAGGCGAUGGCCUCACCCUAACCCCAAUAAGGAUCCUUUAUUCCCGUUCAGGGCUUUAAAGCUCUUUCACAUCGCUGUGCUUUUGCCUCCUUAGUGACAAGCCCCUAGGUUGGUGCAGUUGUUACUCGGGUUCCGGAUGGAGUGAGUGGGACCAGGAGAGGCUGCUGAGCGGCCAUGGCUCUCACAGCUAGUCAGAGGCGAGGCAGGGCCCGAAACUGAAGGCGUCCGGCUCCGUCCAGCACUCCCAUCGAGUACGCCGCGUCUCCUCCUGCCCUCCAAGGAGCAGUGGAAGGGGCCUGUCGCUAGGAAGAGGGUGUGGUGGUGGUGAGCGGGCGCGGGCGCCCAGGCGCCUCCUGGCUCCCCGGCUGGGGGCCGGCAGUUAGGAAGGAGGAGGCCCUGCCGCGCUGACGGUCAUUUACCCAAUUGUGCUUUGUGGGAUAUUCAACCCAAGGAACGUGGUGCCCCUGGCUGAGCGUAAGAGGAAGCCCAAGUUCUCCAAGGAGGAGCUGGACAUUCUGGUCACGGAGGUGACCCACCACGAAGCGGUUCUCUUUGGGAGGGAGACCAUGCGGCUGUCCCAUGCCGACAGGGACAAGAUUUGGGAAGGCAUAGCUCGGAAAAUCACCUCCGUCAGCCAGGUCCCCCGCUCCGUCAAGGACAUUAAGCACAGAUGGGAUGACAUGAAACGGAGGACCAAGGACAAGCUGGCCUUCAUGCAGAAGUCCCUGUCGGGCCCAGGGGCCGGGGGCCGGGCCCCCGCCAUCGUGCUCACUGCCCACGAGAGGGCCAUCGAGUCAGCGCUGCUCACAGCCCGGUCCGGGCACGGCUUCCCCAGGGUGGAACUGGAUGGCACCGACAGCCCUUCGACCAGCUAUGAUGAAGAUGAGGAGACGCCCGGGCCCUCGAGGCAGCCCCUCCGGGGGCCCCUGCAGCCGUCGCCAGAAGAAGAGGCCUGCCUGGCCAGGCCCGCCCUGCUCCUCUCUUCUUCCUCCUCUGACCAGUCCGAGACAGUGGGCCCCAAGCCCGAGGCCCUGCCCCGGCCCUCGCCUCAGGCCCAGGCCGCCUGCAGGGCCCCUCGGCCGCACCCCGGCCCACCCAGCACAGGCCUAGACUGGCAGCUGUUCCACACCCACGCCCAGCAGACUGAGGUGUUUCGGCAGUUCUGCCAGGAGCUGGUGACCGUGCACCGGGACAUGGCAAGCGGCAUGCAGGCCAUCGGCCAGGCCAUGGCCGAGCUGACCAGCCGUGUCAGCCAGAUGUGCCAGACGCUGACAGAGAUCCGGGAUGGGGUCCAGGCAUCUCAGCAGGGGCCCGACGGGGCAGCGCCCGCAGGCUCCACCCCCCGGGCCGAGGCUCCCCCAGCGGAGCCCCCAGAGGCACCCCCAGCGCCGGCCCACGCACGGACUACCAGGUCUCGGAAGAGAAAGCACAGUUUCUAAGCCGGCCAGUCUGCGCUGGGAGGAAGAGAGAUGGAGGAGGGGUGUCUGGCCUUGAGACAGGGGCCAGUCUCUUGUGUCCAAGAUCGAAGACCCUUGUAGGGUGUUGGGGGGACUGUCGUCUCCUCGCUGCGCACAGGUUGGCUGCCCUGGGCUCAGCCCUCCUCCCUCAUCUGUGGCAGGUGCUCAAGAUGCAGGAGAAGCUACCUGCCUGAUGCUUGCUUGGCCUGGAGGGUCGGCCUCCUCUUGGUCUGCACCCCACAGCAGCAGGCCUGGCAGGGAAAGGGGGAGCGAGAGUGGGGGGCAUCUGAACGGAAUCCCGCUGUCCGUCCUCAGGGCUGCCGCAUCAGCCUCCCCGGCCCUGAGGCUGCUGCUUUCGAGGAGGGUGAGGCCCGAGAAUGGGCAAGCAGAGCUCAGCCCUUCCGGGAGGGGUCUGUCCUCCCCUCCCCCAGGGCUCUGAGCCCCGGUGGGUGGCGCCCCAGCCUUGGCCUUCCGCUUGCCCUCGCUCGCGUGCUCAGCUGCCAUGCUUGCCUUUUGUGGAGCGGGGUGACGUCGGAGGAAGGGGAAGACUACGUGGCAUUCUUAGAGCACUUUACGUUUCUCGCUGCGCUCGCAGACGUGUGAUCUCAGUGGGUCGUCGGCACAGUGGGAGAGGCAGCCACGUGGGUGCUGUGACCAGCUGUACUGCCGUUAGCAUCUGUGUUGCGCACAAAUGAAACAGCAGCCGGCCGGUCGCGGGGCCAGGACUGGAAGCCAGGUCUGUGGACUUUUCCAGCUCCCCUGUCAGAGACCAGACGUGGGACUUGGGAGGGGGCUUGCUCCUGCCCCUGCCAAGCUCUUCGGGGUUUCAGUGGGAGGCAACAGCAGCGUUCAGGGUGCGAGUCCACCCCACCCCGCCCCGGCACGAAGGCUGGCAGCCAGUGGCUGGGGAGAAGUAGGGCCUAGGUCUCGGGAUCCAGAAGGCGACCCCUCCUCUGGCCCCUCGCGAGCCCAGCAGGGCUCCUGUCCCGUUCCAGGUCCCAGCAUGCCUUGCCUCUGCUUGCUUGGGCUGCGUAUGCAUUAGCUACACACAUCUCGAAGCUUCGUGUUUGGGUUUGGAGUGUGGGGAGAGAGCCCGGUUCUUAGAGUUAGGGCGGGAGGCGGGGAGUGGCGGAUGCAAGCUCAGCUCUGACGUGGGUGCAGCUCAGCUGUGUGUCCUCUUUGCUCCCUGGCCUGAGGCUGACUCAUAUCCCAACCCUCCAUCCUGCCACACCUGCCCCCUAGAGCCAUAGUUGGGUGGGGGCUGGGAGGACUGCUAUGCCCAGGGCCUGCUGCCGCCAUUCCUGGAGUCCUGCUUCUCACCCCAGCCCAAGCUUAGCCCCGUGGCGGGAGAAUGGAGGGCAACUGCAACGUCCCUGUGUCCUGGGCUCCUUCUCCCAGUCUGUGGUUCUCUGGGGGUUCCUGCUCCCCCUGUCCGACAGCCCGAUGGCUUGACUAUUGCCUGGCAUUGCCCUGUCCUCCGAUGCUGGAAUCAAAGAUUGCCUUCCCAAGUAUUUUUGUUAAGAUGGCAAUAAAAAGAAAUUGAUCUCACACUUGGAACACA